AAUUGAAUAUAGGGUUUUGGGUUUCUAUUUUCCCUCUCUCUUCGAGUUCGACUCUUUCCAAAGUCGCUCCUCUCCUCCUUCUGCGACGACGAGACAGCGCCACCAACACAACUCAUCUCCUCUCAGGUUUUCAACUUUUUAAUUUGUAUUUGGACCAUUAAUUUGGAGACAAGGUGAGGAUUUCAUAUUGCCAUGGCUGAAGAGGCAGGUAUGUUUAUGGUUCAUCAAACUGUUGGCAGUGUACUAUGUUGCAAAUGCGGUAUCCCCAUGGCACCAAAUGCUGCCAAUAUGUGUGUCAAGUGUUUGCGCUCUGAAGUUGAUAUUACGGAAGGUUUGCAGAAGCAUGUGACCAUUGUUCAUUGUCCAGAGUGUAAUUGCUACUUGCAGCCUCCAAGAACUUGGAUCAAAGCCCAAUUAGAAUCAAAGGAGCUGCUAACCUUCUGUGUUAAGAGAUUGAAGAAUUUGAAUAAAGUUAGGCUAGUUCAUGCCGAAUUUAUUUGGACUGAACCUCACUCCAAGAGGAUCAAGGUUAAGUUGAAAGUUCAGAAGGAGGUUCUUAAUGGAGCAAUACUUGAACAAUCAUAUGUUGUAGAGUAUGUUCAACAAGAGCAUAUGUGUGAGUCUUGUUCAAGGGUUCAGGCCAACCCUGACCAGUGGGUUGCAUCUGUGCAACUCCGCCAGCAUGUUUCUCACCGACGCACGUUUUUCUAUCUGGAGCAGCUGAUCCUGAGGCAUGCUGCUGCUGCUAGUGCCAUAAAAAUAAAGCAGAUGGAACAAGGUAUCGACUUCUUUUUUGCAAACCGGAGUCAUGGUGUGAAAUUUGUGGAAUUUGUUGGUAAAGUUGCUCCAGUAAGGAGUCGCAGUGACAAACAGCUUGUUUCCCAUGAUUCUAAAAGUAAUAAUUAUAAUUAUAAGCAUACAUUCUCAGUUGAGAUAAGCCCCAUUUGCCGUGAAGAUUUGAUUUGUCUGCCUCCCAAGGUCAGGUCCAGUUUGGGAAACCUCGGUCCUCUUGUGAUCUGCACUAAAGUGACCAACAGUAUUGCUUUGUUUGAUCCUUUCACCCUGAGACAUUGUUUCCUUGAUACUGAUCAGUAUUGGAGGUAUUCCUUUAAAUCUCUACAUACAAGCAGGGAGCUAGUGGAGUAUAUAGUGCUUGAUUUGGAGAUUAUUUCGCCCGAAGUUAAUGUUGGUGGCUCAAGGUUAGCUUUAGCUGAUGCACAAGUUGCUCGUGUCUCUGACUUUGGGAAGAAUGAUACUAUUUUCAACAUAAAAACACAUCUUGGCCAUCUUUUAAACCCCGGGGAUUAUGCUCUUGGUUACGACUUAUAUGGGGCUAACAGUAAUGACGAUGAACUAGAGAAGUACAAGGGUCUAGUCAUUCCUGAUGCAAUUUUAAUAAAGAAGAGCUACGAAGAAAAGCGACAGAAGAAACACGCGAAGGCUCGCCCAUGGAAACUUAAAUCCCUUGGCAUGGAAGUUGAUGAUAAAGCUAAACUUGAUCAAGAAAAGGUGGACUCUGAGUAUGAGCAGUUCUUGAAGGAUCUGGAGGAGAACCCUGAGAUGAGGUUGAAUAUAUCAUUAUACCAUAAUGAAGAAUACCAGCCGUCAGAGAUGGCAUCCAUGACUGAUGGGGAAGAUGCACCUUCUGUCCCACUUGAAGAGUUGCUUGCUGACCUUGAACUGCGUGAUAACGAGGAUGAGGAUGAGGAUGAUAGUAGCAUGAGGGAGUAAAUGAAGAAAAAAAAGAGGUGAUAAUUGGUGAAGUUUAUCACAGAGUAGUUUUUAUUAAUCUGGUUUUCCUUUCUACUUAGAUGUUUAAAAUUAUCUUUCAUAUGCUGUUUCCUGCUUACAACAGUGGCUGUUUUGCAACAUAGAGUUGAGUGAACCCUCUUUGGGAGCCAUUGCUUGUUGGUCUUUAUUACAGUAACAGGGUGGUGAAUGCACAAUUUUGAUUUUCUCGCGAUCAUAUUUUAUUGUAGCUGUAAAUUAUCGUUAACUGAGAAAGAAAUUAGAAAAACAAGUUGUCAUAUCUCAUGGGGUAUGAUGCUAA
This is a messenger RNA of Prunus persica (peach), 2050 nucleotides long. RefSeq names its product 60S ribosomal export protein NMD3. Gene Ontology annotation, molecular function: ribosomal large subunit binding. Gene Ontology annotation, cellular component: cytoplasm; nucleus. Gene Ontology annotation, biological process: ribosomal large subunit export from nucleus. NCBI's taxonomy places the organism in Eukaryota, Viridiplantae, Streptophyta, Magnoliopsida, Rosales, Rosaceae. The record is from RefSeq and is a predicted model, not a curated record. Bases 193 to 1731 code for a protein of 512 amino acids. The transcript has 3 exons.